AUGACGUCCUCGCUGGUUGAAAAGCCGUUUCAGUUUCCAUUUCUUCAGAUAAUUUGACACUUCCUUACUCUUUGCACGAAAUUCAGGGACAUGGCCUCGAGUGGUGAAGAAAUCCAGCUUCCUUUACGAAGGAAAAGAGAGAACGGAGAGGACAGUGAUGGUGUCGCACGAAAGAGGUUGGAAUCUUGUUUGGAUCAGCCCACGGACUCAGUUAUUUGUGAAGUCGUCACGUAUACAGCGUCACCGCUACCUGAGAAACAUUAUGAUGCUGACACCACUGAACCAAUCACCUGUGGUCUUGAAUCAAUGGAGGAUGUGUUGUCGUGGACAAGAAGUAAGGCAAACCCCUUCAGUGUGGCAGUUGUCCCCUUGGCACCUCGGGAGCCUCCUCUGGACCGUUGUCUGCGACGGACCUUGGUGUCUCAUGACAUGAUGGGUGGCUACCUUGAUGACAGGUUUGUUCAGGGCACAAAUGCAGAGGCUCCAUAUGCUUUCUACCACUGGCAGUACAUCGAUAUUUUUAACUACUUUUCACACCACCUGGUAACUAUUCCUCCUGCCGUGUGGACCAACGCUGCACACAAACACGGAGUCAUCGUUAUUGGGACUUUCAUCACAGAGUGGAUAAGUGGAGCUGCGAUGUGUGAAGACUUCCUGAAAGAUGAGGAGUCAUACCGGAGAGUAGCUGAUAAACUUGUCCAGAUUAGCCACUGUUAUGGGUUUGACGGCUGGCUCAUUAACAUAGAGAACAAGCUCAGUGAGGUUGCGGUGCGAAAUGCGCCGCUGUUCCUGCGCUAUCUGACAGACCAGAUGCACGAGAGAGUGUCCGGCAGCCUUGUGCUGUGGUACGACAGUGUACUUGACAAUGGAGAGCUAAAAUGGCAGAAUGAGCUCAACCAGUCCAACAGGGUGUUUUUUGAUGCUUGUGAUGGCUUCUUUACCAACUACAACUGGAAGGAGGAGAACCUAGUGGGGAUGAAGAACCUGGCGCUCCAAGACCGCCAAGCUGACAUCUAUGUUGGAGUGGAUGUGUUUGCUCGAGGAGAGGUAGUAGGAGGAAUGUUUGAGACAAAUAAGGCGCUGGAGAUCAUUCGAAGGCACAACUUCUCUGUAGCCAUCUUUGCUCCUGGCUGGGUAUACGAGACUCAUGAGGAUAAGAGUGAAUUCCGCAAGAAUCAAGACAAGUUCUGGGCUCUUCUGUCAAACUACCUGUACAUCCACCGACUAGCCUCACCGCUCCCCUUCGUCUCCUCCUUCUGCCAGGGCUUUGGGAAUGCCGUCUACUGGCAAGGACAGCAUGAGACAAAUAGCAGCUGGUUCAACCUGACAGCCCAGGAGAUUCAGCCUUUGUACUACCACCAGACUCUAGGGGGUGUUGGCUGGCUGAGAAGCUCUGGCUGCCCGAAGGACGCCUGGAAUGGAAGUUGUUCGUUGCUGCUCGAAGGACUCAUCCCUGCAAGCCACACCACUCCAGUUUGUGCCAAGAUCUUCUCCAUCCAUGUACCCCUGCCGUCCAGUACACUGGUGAGCCUCAUCUACAAGGCGUCUCCUGGGAUCGCAGUCUCCUUGGAGCUGAAGACGACUGAUGCCAGUCAGUGCAGACAGGUCGAUGUCCAGGAAGUCCAACUUAACAGUGUAUCCCCUGAAGUACUGGAUGACGAGCACCAGUUAGUGAACAAGUUCACUCAGCUAUGUGGAAACUUGAACCACAAUGGUUGGACCAUGAGGUGUUCACAGCUGGGGCUUCACGGCUGCACACUUCGAGAAGUUUGUGUGAAGAUCGAACGCAUCGGACAGCCUAAGGACACGCCCUUCAGCUGCAGGGUGGGAGAACUCAUGGUCUUAGAUGUAGCUAGCCUGCAGGUGCCCCCAGACAGGAUUCAAGGUGUGUGCAUUGAUGACGUGGUGUGGCUGCGUGGGGCUGGAACCUCACUCCUCAACGCCACUCUGCGCUGGGACUACCCUGGCAACCUCGUACGUCACUUCAAGGUGUACUGGCGACAGCUGAGAGGACCUCAUCCCAGCAUCCCCCCCGGUCAGUUGGUUCUGGUGGGUCGCUCGUAUUCCAAUUUGUUCAGGGUGACGGAGCUGAGAGUGGCAGAACCUCCCGGCCUGUUGGAGCUGGUGGUGGAGCCAGUGAUCAAGAUGGGUUUCUCAGUCCCAGAGAGCCACUGGGGAAGAAGAAGCCUCAGCUACACGAAGGAAUCCUCAAAAUGAAUUUUACACAAAUACCAACCAGUAGCAUCUUCAUUUACUCUCAUGCUACGACUGUUACUAUCACACCUGUGAAGCAGAAUGUGGAGAAAUGCCUUAAUUUGUUUCAGGAUCAGUGGGCAUCACUGAUGUAAUCAGCAAUCUCAUCCCCGUGUAGAAGAAGCUUAAAGAAACAUUUCAAACAUUUUGUGAAAUGUGAAUUGAGGCUGUGUAAGUAUACUUAUGAAUACAGCUUUGUCUGUAACAUUUUACACCCUGUUCUAGUUCUAGUUAUUAACAAGAAUGUUCAACAAUUAAACUGGAUAACUGAAGGAUAAUUUCAAAAAUUUAAAUUGAAGGGAUAAAAGCAAAAUGUAUCCUGUACGAAAAUGCAAACGUGAUCCAAAUUUGGGUCAAAUAAGUCUGGUGUCUGGGCAUUGCAGACCUUUUUUUUUUUAAAGAAAUUUGUUAAAUUUGAUAGUUUUGAUCAGUUAUAGCCAAUAGCAUUCUAAACAAAUGAAAGGUGCACCUUACCCUUAUACUGUUUUAUGUCUUUGUCUGAAUAUCUAAUCACAGUCUGUAUAAGUGAAUAUAAUCAAAUCUACAGCCAUGCUAACUGCUUUAAUAACUAAGCUAAUACAAUGCUAAUAUUAGCAUGCUAACAUACUAUAUAUGUACAUGCGUGUCACAGGUGUUGUUUACAUAUUAACAUUUACAUACUAACAUUUGCUAACUAACACUCGACUCAUAGUACCCCUGUGCCUAAUGGGAAUUAUGGAAUGGAAUUCGCUAAACUUUGGUGCUAUCCUGGACCAGAGCCAAGGGGUGGCUAAGGUCUAUCAUCCCACCUAGACAAUGGUGAAGCCAGUGCUUAAUACCAGCCAAAAAGUAAAGGCUCUACAAUAUUCAUUUUUGUGUUAUUAUUCUUUGGGAGCAAACAUACAGAGAUUCAUACAGUACAACAUUAUUGCAUGAAGAUGAUGACUGCAUUUGCUAUGUUUCCUUGCAUGACAAGGAAAGUUCAUUUUAAAUAUCAAAGGGUAAACAGAUCUUCUCACUCUGUGCUCAGUGAUGGAAGUUUUGGUUGUAAUUUAAGGAUUGAAAUCUAGACAAUAAUGGAAAAAGGUCUCAAGCCACCCACUGUUUGUGUCUAUUGUAUUUUUUUUUAAGUGGUCUUAAGCAAAUUUCCUUGGACACUGGCUGCUUUUUCAUUCAUGUUCAGUCCAGCUCUUGUACCUGACCAUUUUCAAAAUGUUUUUGUCAAGCCUCUUAACCAUGAAUCAUAAACAGAGUAUAAAUGCUCGUUCAAGUAUAAAAAAGGAACCAAAUCAAGGUAUGAACCAGUUUUGUGUUCAUACACAACAGACAACUUAGCAAAGGACCAAUUUUAAAUUGUCUUUAUGCACCAGAAGCUUGUCACAAAUGAAACCAAAACAAAUUACAAUUUAUGGAAUUAUUAUUGUAGUAAAACACCAUUAGAUUGUUAGUCACCAUCCAGGAUUGUUUUUUAAAAAAAUGACUGACAGCAGCUUAAUUGUUCAGAUUGACAAUGACACACACACACACAAAAAUGAAUGCCUAAACCUACCCAUAACCCUGACACUAAAACCACAUUUUGAGCCUUGAAAAUGCCUUCAAACUUCUACGAACUGGGAUUUUGUUCCCCAUAAGUAUAGUAAACUUCCCAUUUUUGGUCCCCACAAAGAUAUUAAUACAUGUACAAAAACACAAGAACAUGAAGAUCCCAGGCCUCAUCAUUACUGAAGCAGUGUGGGAUCAUCUUAACAAAAAAAGGCAGCUAAGAUCCCAAGAAGCACCUCAGGAUGUCGUUCUUCUACUUAAAGAACUUUCAUGAAUACUUGCCUAAGAGAGUUCAGACUGUAUUGAAGAAUAAACUCUGUUUUUGCUUUAUAUGCAGCAUUUCCAUUUGUUUACACAUUUUAAUAAAUCACUGCAUCCGUGUCCCCAUUUUAUAAAAUGUCAAAUAUAAAAUGAGGGGAGGCUCAGGACUCUGUACUGUACAACUGUUACUUGACACUCUGUACAACAUCUAAAUAAAGACAACAUGAAGUAGCCUUUGUGAAA
Molecule: messenger RNA, 4278 nt
Organism: Oreochromis aureus
Lineage: Eukaryota; Metazoa; Chordata; Actinopteri; Cichliformes; Cichlidae
Gene: engase
Product: endo-beta-N-acetylglucosaminidase
Exons: 14
Coding region: 91-2217 (708 amino acids)
Biological process (GO): protein deglycosylation
Cellular component (GO): cytoplasm
Molecular function (GO): mannosyl-glycoprotein endo-beta-N-acetylglucosaminidase activity
Source: RefSeq, a predicted model, not a curated record